Molecule: messenger RNA, 2195 nt
Organism: Alligator sinensis (Chinese alligator)
Lineage: Eukaryota; Metazoa; Chordata; Crocodylia; Alligatoridae
Gene: TPP1
Product: tripeptidyl peptidase 1
Exons: 9
Biological process (GO): central nervous system development; proteolysis
Molecular function (GO): tripeptidyl-peptidase activity; serine-type endopeptidase activity
Source: RefSeq, a predicted model, not a curated record
CGUGGUGAUGCUGGUCCCUGUCACAGCACAGCCGAGCGCCUCCUGCCUGGCGCCAAGUUCCACCGGUACGUGAGUGGCCCACGCAGCGUCGUGCGCUCCCCCACGCCCUACGCCGUCCCCGCGAAGCUGGCAGAGCACCUCGACUUCGUGGGAGGCCUGCACCGGUUCCCUGCGAAGCGGAAGGUGGUGAGCAGGGCCUGGGCCACAGAGCCGACACCUGGAGCUCAGUCCCAGCAGGGGGGCUUCCACCUGGGCGUGACGCCCUCUGUCCUCCGCAAGCGAUACAACCUGACGAAGGAGGACAUCGGGGCCCUGCCCAACAACAGCCAGGCCUGUGCCCAGUUCCUGGAGCAGUACUUCCACCAGGCCGACCUGGCCGAGUUCAUGCUGCUCUUCGGGGGCAGCUUCGGGCACCGCUCCUCUGUGGACCAUGUGGUCGGGCAGCAGGGCCGGGGCAAGGCGGGGCUGGAGGCCAGCCUGGACGUGGAGUACAUCAUGAGUGCCGGCGCCAACAUCUCCACCUGGGUCUUCAGCAACCCAGGGAGGCAUGAGACCCAGGAGCCCUUCCUAGCCUGGCUGCUGCUGCUCAGCAACAUGUCGGCGCUGCCCUGGGUGCACUCGGUGAGCUACGGGGACGAUGAGGACAGCCUGUCUGGUGCCUACCUGCAGCGUGUCAACAUUGAGUUCCAGAAGGCAGCGGUCCGGGGCCUCACUGUGCUCUUCGCCUCCGGGGAUGAAGGUGCCGGCUGCAGGAAAUCCCCUGGGGGGGCCCACGCCUUCCGGCCCAGCUUCCCAGCUUCCAGCCCCUACGUGACCACGGUGGGUGGCACGGCCUUUAAGAACCCCUUCCUGGUGUCCGUGGAGGUGACUGACUACAUCAGUGGUGGUGGCUUCAGUAACGUCUUUCCUAGGCCAGACUACCAGGCCGCAGCGGUGAAGAAAUUCUUGCAGUCGGCCACCAAGCUGCCGCCCAGCUCCUACUACAACAGCAGUGGCCGCGCCUAUCCUGACCUCGCUGCCCUGUCUGACAACUACUGGGUGGUGUCGAACCGUAUCCCCCUGCCGUGGGUGUCCGGCACCUCAGCAUCCACUCCAGUGGUCGCGGGCAUCGUGGCACUGAUCAACGACCGGCGCCUGCAGCGAGGGCUGCCCACCCUGGGCUUCCUGAAUCCCAUACUGUACAAACUCCAGGAGAAGGGGCCUAGCGCUGCGCUCUUUGAUGUCACCCAAGGCUGCCACCUGUCGUGUCUGGAUGCCGUCGUGGAAGGGCAGGGCUUCUGUGCUGUCCCCUCCUGGGACCCCGUCACAGGGUGGGGCACUCCCAACUACCCACAGCUCCUGAAGGCACUGCUGGCUGCAUGACGCCUGCCUGAGUGGGGCUGAGAACAGGCGCGACUGUGCAGCCGGCAGAGCAGACCCAGCCCAUGGAUCCCCUUCCCCAUGGGCACAUGUGUGGCUCCCCCCUCUCCCCAUGCUCUGGUGCUGGAGCUUUUGCUGGCAGGAAGGGGCCUGAGUUCUGUCCCUGUGUGUGGCGCCAGUGACACAAACAUGCUUUCCUCGUGGACUUCCCCUGGGCCUGGAACGGCUGGAGGGGCCUCGGGUGGCCUGGCCUGGGGCCCAUCCUCCCUUCCAACCGCUUGCUUGGCUGGAGCAGGGGUCUCGACCCUGCAGACCCGAGCACCCUCCAGAAUCUCAGAAUGUAGCAGCCACCCUUAAAAACAAAUCCGACUCAAUCAUGCGUUUGAUAAUCAGAUCAUAGUUUUAUAAAUUAGCUUGUUAACAGGUAAUUAAGUCAUUUUAAUUACAUUCCCUGUAUCUACUGCUGUGCCCCUGCGGCUGGGUGAGACAACAGAGCCAGCUAGGGAAGUGGCAGGGGCAGCACUGCACGCUCUGGCCGCAGUCUUCCUGUUCCAGCCCUGCGGUGAGUCCCUGAAACAGCCGCUGGCCCUGCCCUGCAGCCUCUGAGCACAGAGGGAUGUUGCAGCUGAGCUGGGGAAGGAGCAGCCUGGGCUGCGGCAGCAGCUGCCCAGCCAUGCUCGCUGCAAACCUGCUGGUACUGGGCAGGGCUUGCAGCCCCCCCUGUGCUGCAGCAGUGCCCUGGCAGGGGCGGUGCAGCCCCUGCGCGACCUCCCAGCCUGUGUGCUCUCUCCCAGGGCAGACGCGGGGUGGAGGAAAUAAAAGCAUUUGGCCCUCAU